Boleophthalmus pectinirostris (great blue-spotted mudskipper) is the source of this 2514-nucleotide messenger RNA. RefSeq lists its product as uncharacterized. Gene Ontology annotation, molecular function: protein kinase C binding. Gene Ontology annotation, cellular component: apical plasma membrane; nucleus; cell cortex. NCBI's taxonomy places the organism in Eukaryota, Metazoa, Chordata, Actinopteri, Gobiiformes, Gobiidae. The transcript has 10 exons. The record is from RefSeq and is a predicted model, not a curated record. Bases 140 to 2356 code for a protein of 738 amino acids. Gene Ontology annotation, biological process: establishment or maintenance of cell polarity; centrosome cycle; regulation of cellular localization.
AUAAACUGAAGCUAAUUUGUUUUACUAAGAGAAACAUUAACUUUUAAAUAUUUGUACUUUGAUGCAUGGAUUUCCUAAUUCAAGUCAAAAUCUUAGAGAAUUAUCCUGACCUGAAUAAUUUGCCUCCAUCUUCUGCAACAUGAAGUCCAACAGCUCUGGCACACAUGUGUUAGAUCCCGUCACUGCGGGCUCCACCUCAUGCAGCAGUGAUGAAGACCUACUUGAGUUCAGCUCUCAGAGUGACCUGGACAGUCUGACCUUUGACCCCUGCGAGAGUACUGCUGAUAGUGAAGUGCCGUACCCCUUCACCGGGCUCCAGGAGGCGGAGUUGUUGAGGACCAACAUCAUGUCUCUGACUCAGAGAGUUCAGCUGAACCGCAGCAUCCUCCAGCACCUCCUCAAAGCACCAGCAGCUGAGGGUCAGGGUCAGUCAGAGAGAGGAGGAGAGAAUAACACAGGUUCUGAUUUAGAUGUCUCAGAUUCAGAGGAUCAGCAAAAUGGAAACAAACACAGUGAGCUGACGUCAGCCUCACCCCUCCCCCACUCGCUGCCCCUGUCCCGGGCCUGUGCGUGUGUCAGACCCUUUAUGUCAGCUCGGUUGCCGCGGCAGCAGCGUUGUGCGGACAGCGCUCGUAUGAAGCGUCGCCCCGAACCCCUGAGAGCCGACCACAACCUGCUGGCCCCCGACGCCCGCUGCCUGCCGGGGGUCAGGUACUGUGCUGUCUCCCAGGUGAACUCUUUGCCCACACACCUUAACAGCUCUUCUCACACCCAAGCACCUAGUCGGUCCACGAGACGACGGCCAGAAUCCUCCCCAAACCGCCGUCUACGCUUCGAGGAUGAAACUGAGAGGGAGGCGGAGUCACGUUACCAGGAGCGACAGAAGAGGAGGGCUGGGCAACGAGGGCAAGACAUCCUGGUAUCCAAACCUGAUGUAUCACAGUACGUCAACGGCCAGUAUAAAGCUAUAGGUGAUGGCCAGUACAUGGGUCAACUAGGGGUCAACCUCCAACUUCAUCCCACUCCACUAGUUUACAACCACCAAAGCCAAAUUUUGUAUCCAGUCCCACCUGCUAGACCAGUCAUCAGUCUUCGCACAGAACCUAUCAAAGAGACCUACAUUGGCGUGGUUACGUACAGUGACAGUGAUGGAGGAGAAGCAGGGGAACAGAUGGGCCGCAGGGGAGCCUCAAACACAGGGGUCAGAAGAAGGACCAAUAACACAAAACAAAAUGGACUCCAUAAACAGUCUACGCUACGAUCAGACUUGCCUAUCAAUCCAUAUGCCCCUGAGCAAACUCUUACUCAUUCACAUGUAGAAGUUUCAGACCAAACUAAAGUCUACUCUUCUCCAAGUUUCUCACCUUCUCCUCCUGCAUUAUCCUCUGCAACUUCACACAAUGGCAAGCGCAAUGACACGAGGACGGACAGAAAACAUAAAAAAAGCAAAGCCAAAGACCAGAAGUGCCAGAACCUGACUGAGGACCACACGGAGGAGAGGGCAUCAGAGAAACAGUUGCCCCCAAGAGAGCUCCAAACUCAGGGAGAGUCAAGAGUGGCAGAGGGGAGCCCUGAAGUCAAGUUUAAAACAUCUUCCUCGUCAGCAGAAGAUCAUCAAAUCCUUACAGCAUCCACGCCCAAUGGAACCAAAAGAUCAAAACAGCCAAUGAGAGCAGAGCAUCACUCCCCUCUUGAGCCGGUGGAGGGCUCUCGUCUCUCUCUUCGUCGUCUCUUCUCUUCUGUCCGACUGGGGCGAAGUCGGAGCAGCAGUCUGGACAGAACCAGCUCACGGCCCUGCUCUCCUGGUCCAGAGCCCCCUACAGGUCACACAAAGUAUCAUGGCCUCCUCAAGAAGACCCCCUCUGUUCAGUCGCUUACCAUGGGGUCACCAUUUUUAAAGCUAAGAAAGUCUGCCUCAGUCCAGAGCUUUGUGUCAGAGCAGAAAAAGAAAGAUCGCUCUGAAAACUACAAACCGGGGGCUCAGAGCCCCCUGCAGCGCUGCCUCAGUGUGGAGGAUGUGAGUUGCCCAAGCUCCGUGCGCUCUGUCGGACGCAUUCUCCAGGUUUACACUGACGGAACCCUGCUCCUGGAGCUCAGCCGGCCACACAGUCAGACCUAUGGCUUUAUUAUCAGCAGAGGGAAAGGGCGAACUGACUCAGGUGUGUAUGUGGAGGACAUGUUGGACAGCAGCACUGAAAAGCUCUAUGCCGGGUUGUUGUCUGUGGGAGAUGAGAUCCUGGAGGUGAAUGAGGAGAAGGUGGCAUGCCUCAGUCUGGACCAGGUGACCCACAUGCUGACGCACAGCAGCAGUGUGAGGGUGAGAGUGUUGAGGCAGAGGAAGCCUCCGUCACGGUGAUGGGACUACACCAAAAACACUGCCUGACUGCAACCUUUAGCACUUGAGCUUCAGCUGGAGACAACCUGUGCAUUUCAAAGCCACUCUGCUGUUUACUUUUAGUAUACCAUAAUUUAUUUGCCUGUCACAAAGUUGUCUUGCAGUUGUAUUGAUUUACA